CGCGUUAACGGACGUUGCAAGUUCAAAAGGAUAAUCAUAAUAGUAAUAGCAGCAUUUAUUUUAGUUCAAAGUGGUACAGAAACUCAAAAAAAUGCACGAUAAAGAUGUACUAUAUUAUUUUUGGAGCUCCAUGUCGAAUUUGCGAACAGAAGUAUCUACUUGAUUCACAAAUUUAUAAUAUAAAUCAAGCCAUUCUUUAGAUUUUCUAUCUGUAAUCUAUUACGUCUUUUAUAUUCACUUUGAAAUCACCGGAAUAUGACUACAACAUCAAGUAACGGAAUUUCUGCGUCAAGAAAUAUCAGAAAUUUCAUAUUUUCUCGUAACGAAAAGGAUUUUCAACAAUUUUGUACUAUGGAUAAUUAUGAAGAUGCCAUUGUUACUUUAUUUGAGGAGUUGGAUGCUUUUGAUGUUCCUGAUUUAAGUGACAUCCCAUCAAAACCAUUAGUGACCAAAGAACCAGAAUCAGCUGAUCUCAUGAAAUGCCUUUUUGUUAAAUUAAUGAACUCAGCUUGGAAUUUAAUUCAUCAACACAGAAGUCUUAUGAAGAAUCAUGAAAAAUUAAAAGAGCAACAUUCUCGAGUAUUAAAUGAUAAUACAGGACUGACAAAUCAAGUGAGAAGACUUAAAGAAGCAAUUGGAAGGAAAGAAAAUCAUAUUAGCGAAGUAUUAGAAAGAGAACGACAAUUAAAGGUGAAACUUGGAAGCAUGAAUAAAGAUUUAAAACGAGAGAAAGAAGAGACUGUAAAAUUAAAGAAACAAAUUCAAUCCAAAGACAUUCAACAUGCUCAUGAAAUACGUCGCAUUCAACAAAGUGGUAAUAAGCUUCGUGAACAGUUACAGAAGACUGUUGGAACAUAUGUACCAAAGAAUAGAGCAGCACAACAACUGCAGACUGAAUAUGAGGAUAAGAUUCGUACUUAUAAACAAACAAUUAAUCGUUUGGAGGAGAACAAUGGGCUGAUGCUUCAAGAAAUAAAUGAAUUAAAAGAUGCAUUAGACCUUCAUGCUGGUGGACUUGCACUUCAUGUAGAAUCAUCAGGUAUUUGGGAUGAAUCGACUUCAUAAUCAUCAAAUGGGUCAAGUGAUCAUCAAGAAGAGAAUCAUCAAGCAGUGAUAAUAAAUGAUUUUGAAGAUUGUAGUUUACGGUAGUUAUUUCAAUAUAAUUUUAUUAUUACUAUUAAAUAAUUAAGACAAA
Molecule: messenger RNA, 1195 nt
Organism: Chelonus insularis
Lineage: Eukaryota; Metazoa; Arthropoda; Insecta; Hymenoptera; Braconidae
Exons: 7
Coding region: 256-1065 (269 amino acids)
Biological process (GO): intraciliary transport involved in cilium assembly
Cellular component (GO): centriolar satellite; ciliary basal body
Source: RefSeq, a predicted model, not a curated record